CAAACAAGAGAGUUCGGCUGAAGAUGUUGAAUCCUACAAAAAAAGAUUGUUUCUUUCCUUCAACUUCAGCGUUUAUCCUGAGACAUUAAAUCAGGUUAGGGAACUAUUCAGAUUACAAUCGCGGUGGCUUUUACGAAACGCAUCUGAUUUGUCCUCUUCGGGUCGCCGUAGCGAGAGUUCUGGAAAAUGGCGGAAAAGAAAAUAGCAGUGCGUUCUCAGGACCCGAGCCAGCGGCGCGUGCUGGAUGUAGCGACUCGGCAGCGGAGGCUCACGCGGCAGCUCGAGGCGCUCGAGAAGGACAACUUCCAGGUCGACCCGCACGCGAGCCUCCCGCCGCCGGUGAAGCGCCUGCCGCAUUUCGACGAGAGUGACGAACCCGGUACAGACGCGUUCACACUGCUCCGGUUCUGCCUCUUAAUAUGAUUAUAAAAACACGUUCCCAGCGCGUGCUUCCGUUUUUACAGUUUUAUGCCUUUUCGCGCGUGAUCCUGACCUACAGCUCAUGUUGGAGUAGGGCUGUUGCGGUUUCUUAUGAUAACCUAGUCUUAAAAAAUAUCACGGUUUUACGGUAUCGUGGUAAAGGUGAUUUAAAAACUCCGUAUCGUACACAAAGUUUCUAGUGGAACAGAGCGUUCUGGACCAAAUUCCUUCGUAAGAGUGCUUCUGAUUAAAAAAAAAUCAGUAAUGAUGUGAUAAUACAAACACUGAUGUGUCGUCAAAACAUAAUAAACUUGGCUAGUUUUUGGCUCUUACUUGAUCAUCGAAAUCAGGGGUGGGCAAACUUUUUGAAUCGUGGGCCACAAUGGGUUCUAAAAUUUGACCGAGGGGCCGGGCCAGGAACAGACAGAUGGAGUGUUUGUGUGAACUAAUAUAAAUGACAUGUAAAAGGCAUUACAAAGAGUAAAGGAUUUGGCCUUUAACAGGUAGCAAAGCAUGAAUAUGCAAGGCUCAUUGUACCAAUUGUUUUCCAAAUGCAUUAAUUUCAAAACACAUUCAAGUCUAGUAGAUAUUUCUCUGUCAUCAUCCACUUCUGCUCUAGCAGUGUUUUUACUUGGUCGGAUUUAUUUUCAUUCAUUCUUGUCCACUGCUGAAGAUCACGGGUAUUAAAAGGAGAUUUUUCAUGGACUUCUAGAAGUUCACUCAGAGCACUUAUAUCUGAUUUACCUCCACGGAUUUCUGGCAGGACGGACCCUAGUUUUGUCAUGAAAUCUCGCUUGUACUCAAAACAGACUUUCUGAAAAUCCUGAACUUGCUUGUGAAAUGUGCUGAAGGAUUUUGCCACUGUAUCUUGCAACAGGUCACCACAUUUCAUCUCCAUGAUAUUUAAAGCCUCGAUUACUGACUCCACAGCUGUAAUGAGAUCACGAGUGAUGUAUCUUUGAAGUUUGGCUGCUCUUGAGUUCAAGUUUGACCGGAGGGAAAAGCCACACUUUAACCGGAACUGCAUGUUCUCCGUUCUGUACAAGCAUCUUUGGAAGAUCAGUGUAAACCUUCACAGCAUCUUCAAAGGUUGAUGGAUUCGAGGGCAACAUGAAAUCACCAUAAAAUGUACAACAAAUUUUUUUCACUGUAGCCUUCUCAUUUUCAUUCGGGUCUAGUUCUACCUGUGCCUCAGCAGAAGAAAGCAUCUGCAGUUUAUCAAGGGCAAUCUUAAGUUCUCCCUGUAAAUUCAUUUUAUCCUCAGAUAAAUUCACCUCUCUAUCAAACACAAAGUAGGCAUCUGCUCCGUAUAGCACUGCUGUAUCCACGUGUGUUGCUACAUCAUGAUCAAACACACUACAGUGAUCCAAUUUUCCUUGUGUCGAGUGAUUCAUGUUCAGCUGCUCGAACUUGGUGUUAACUUAGUGCAGCGUCAACCUCUCUUGUCUGAAGUUGUAACUGCAAACUCGGUGUUAAUUUGAGAACUAACAUGAACAAACAGGAGUACCCGAUCUCCAGGCUGAAACUCGCGAGGCUGCGCUGGACGGUUGUACACUCGUUUCUGUUCCUCCUGGGUGGCUCUCAUAUGUUCCUGGACAAUUGGGACAUUGACCCUAGGUGUGUGUGGGUGUAUGUGUGCAAGUAUGAGUGUGAGUAUGUGUGGUGCCUUUGUAAUGAGGUAGCACCCCAUUCAAUGUUUAUUCUUGCACUGUGCCCAGUGUUUUCAGAGAAUACUCUGGAUCCACUGAGAUAGUCAACUUCACUUUUGUUUUGUUUUAUUUCUAUAGUGACACGUCUAAAUUUGCAGUCGAAAAAAGUCUCUGAUAAAUUUUCAAAAACGUCUUCACAUUUGCCUCUCUUUUUGUUUGUUUUAAUUUACAACUAGACUAUAUUAGGCCACUUCUCAUGACCUGAGGAGGGUGUCGGUAUAGUCACCACUGGAAAAAUUCAUUUAUAUAGUCAUAACCACAUGCUAGAUAUCUGCAAAAUCAGAUUUAUUUCUGUAUGUAAAUUACAAUAUUUCAAAGAUUUUAACUGCUUAUAUGAAACAUUGUAGUAUUGACAACAAGUCAUAUGCAUGGCUACAGGCACGAAUCGAUGAUUUAACCUCUGAUUAUAAAAGCAGACUUGCCGGUCAAAUACCACCUGUACGUUCUAAACGGGACCUGCUUGGAAAUAUAGCAGGCCUCUUUGGCUCAGUUAAUUCCAUAGCCAACACCUACAAGAUAAACAGUCAAUCUCAGUUUUCAACAUGGUUGUCUAACCACUGGUUUCCAACACAUCACAAAUAUCAUGAAAGCGGUCAGAUCCGAGGCACAGGCGCUUCUACUGAUCCGUCAUGCAUUGUUCAAUCAGACCCUUACCAUCGAGCGUGACUUCGCCUGCAGAUGAUAUUCAUAAGAUUUGUUUGCCUGUGUAAGGCACCCAGGUAUGUUCUAAAUUAUCUUAUGGAAAUUUUAGAUCUGUGCAGGUGGCUUGCAUCAGAUAAAAUGAAAGACAUUAAUUAUUCUGGAUUGCUAUCCACUGUCAUUAUGUAUACUGGUGACGAAUGUUCCAGA
Molecule: messenger RNA, 2978 nt
Organism: Ictalurus punctatus (channel catfish)
Lineage: Eukaryota; Metazoa; Chordata; Actinopteri; Siluriformes; Ictaluridae
Product: zinc finger HIT domain-containing protein 1
Exons: 2
Coding region: 187-423 (78 amino acids)
Source: RefSeq, a predicted model, not a curated record